Molecule: messenger RNA, 2268 nt
Organism: Chaetomium fimeti
Lineage: Eukaryota; Fungi; Ascomycota; Sordariomycetes; Sordariales; Chaetomiaceae
Product: glycerol-3-phosphate dehydrogenase
Exons: 3
Coding region: 208-2250 (680 amino acids)
Biological process (GO): glycerol-3-phosphate metabolic process
Cellular component (GO): glycerol-3-phosphate dehydrogenase (FAD) complex; mitochondrion
Molecular function (GO): glycerol-3-phosphate dehydrogenase (quinone) activity
Source: RefSeq, a predicted model, not a curated record
AGGGGAGGGCAUUUCUUCAGGUAAGGUCUGGUGUUGGAAGCAAGCAACCAACUCCAACUCCGCCGCACAUUCUUGCCGGUUGCGUCAUUAGUGGAGUGGUCGCAAUCCACCCACGCAUCCUCCGAGUCACUCGAGUGACUAUAGAACGGGCCAACGCACGUCGCCGCCUCCCAAUCCUUUCCCCUCCAGUUUCGCAUCAAGGCGCCAAUGUCGAGGUUCGCGAAAGUAAGGCGGUUGAUACCGCCACUCGCCGUCGCCGGCACGGCGGCCGGUGCCCUCUAUUACGUCUACCGUCCCCGAAACAUCCCCGGAUACGAAGGCCCGGUGGUGCCUCCCCCUAUCUUUGGCGCCGACGGCACCUUCAAGCUGCCCCGCUUUCCCCGCGUGAAGUCGCGCCUCGAGCAGAUCGCCGACCUUAAACGGAGCAGCGGCGGGAACACGGAGGAAGAGUAUGACAUCCUAGUCAUUGGCGCGGGCGCAACAGGCUCGGGGGUCGCCCUCGAUGCCGCAACCCGCGGGCUCAAGGUUGCCGUGGUCGAGCGCGGCGACUUCAGCUGCGGCACCAGCAGCAAGAGCACCAAGCUUGUCCACGGCGGUGUGCGCUACCUCGAAAAGGCUGUCUGGAACCUGGACUACUCCCAGUAUGAGUUGGUGAAGGAGGCCCUGAAGGAGCGCACAUACUUCUUGCAAACGGCACCGCAUCUGAGCAGCUGGCUCCCGAUUAUGCUGCCGCUCGACCGGUGGUGGAAGGUGCCGUACUACUGGGCCGGUACCAAGUUCUACGACUUCCUCGCCGGCAGCGAGGGCAUUGAGAGCUCGUACUUCCUAACCAAGAGCAAGGCCAUCGACGCAUUCCCCAUGGUGAAGCAGACCGAUCUUGUGGGUGCGCUGGUGUACUACGACGGGGCGCACAAUGACUCGAGGAUGAACGUGUCGCUUGCCAUGACAGCGGCGCUGUACGGCGCCACGGUCGUGAAUCACAUGGAGGUUACUGGGCUUAUGAAGGACGAUAAGGGCAAACUCUGCGGGGCCACCGUCAAGGACAACAUUGCCGAGAGAGACGGCAAGCGGGCGGACAACUUCAAUAUCAAGGCCAAGUGCAUCAUCAAUUGCACAGGUCCAUUCACCGACGGCAUCAGGAAGAUGGACGAUCCGAAUGGCAAAGAGAUCGUCGCACCCGCGUCUGGCGUACACAUCAUCCUCCCCGGCUACUACUGCCCCGGCAAGAUGGGUCUGAUAGACCCGGCGACCUCGGACGGAAGGGUUAUCUUCUUCCUACCCUGGCAGGGCAACACGAUCGCCGGCACCACCGACGACCCUGCAGCAGUCUCCAACAACCCGCUCCCGGAUGAGAAAUCGAUCCAGUGGAUCCUCAACGAGGUCAGCCACUACCUCUCCCCAGACAUCAACGUCCGUCGCGGGGACGUCCUCGCCGCCUGGUGCGGCCUGCGCCCGCUCGUCAAAGACCCCAAGGCCAAAAACACCGAGUCGCUCGUCCGCAGCCACCUAGUCGACAUCUCCGAGUCCGGCCUCCUCACCUGCGCCGGCGGCAAGUGGACCACCUACCGGCAGAUGGCCGAGGAGUGCGUCGACGCGGCCGUGCAGGCCUUCGACCUCCAGACCAAGCCGGUCGUCAACGCGCCCCGCGUCAGCGGCACGGAGAACGUGGACGACGGGGCGGACCUGGACGGCUCGUGCCAGACGCACCGGGUGCGGCUCGUCGGCGCGCACGGCUUCAGCCGCACGCUCUUCAUCCACCUGAUCCAGCACUUUGGCGUCGAGACCGAGGUGGCCAAGCACCUGACCGAGAGCUACGGCGACCGCGCCUGGACCGUCGCCGCCCUCUGCCGCCCCACCGACAAGCGCUUCCCCGCCCGCGGCGACCGCAUCUCCCAGCUCUACCCCUUCGUCGACGGCGAGGUCCGCUACGCCGUCCGUCAUGAGUAUGCCCAGACCGCGGUGGAUGUGCUCGCGCGCCGUACCAGGUUGGCGUUUCUGAAUGCCCAGGCCGCGCUGGAGGCCCUGCCGAGGGUUAUUGAUAUCAUGGCGCAGGAGCUGGGGUGGGAUCGGAAGCGGCAGGAUGUCGAGUGGAAGCAGACCGUGACGUUCCUCGAAUCCAUGGGCCUGCCCCAGCCGAUGCUCUCGGUCACCCGCAAGCAGAUCGAGCAGGGCAAGAUCGACUGGAAGUCGUCGCUGGAGUACCGCAUGUACUCGCGGCACGAUAAGCCGCCGGUUGAUGAGGAGGCUUGAGUUUGGGUAGGGUUGGGG